Brassica napus (rape) is the source of this 1482-nucleotide messenger RNA. RefSeq lists its product as uncharacterized. Gene Ontology annotation, cellular component: membrane. The coding region runs from base 271 to 1065 and encodes 264 amino acids. NCBI's taxonomy places the organism in Eukaryota, Viridiplantae, Streptophyta, Magnoliopsida, Brassicales, Brassicaceae. Gene Ontology annotation, molecular function: ubiquitin-protein transferase activity; zinc ion binding. Gene Ontology annotation, biological process: protein ubiquitination. The transcript has 7 exons. The record is from RefSeq and is a predicted model, not a curated record.
CUCUCCUCUUUUCUUUCGCUAUAAAAAGGUGCUUUCCAUUUGCUUGAUUUACGGGAAAAAUCUUGGAAGUUGUCUGUCUAUCUUCCCCAGAUUUAUUUUUGUUUUGAAAGCAAAACCACAACUUCUUUGCGUCUCUGCUAACAUUCCUCCCGAUAUUUCUGCUCUUAAAUCAAGGACAAGAAAGCUCCCUGCUCACUCUAUAAAACCCUUCUCUUCUUGAACAUUUCCAGGUGAUUUUUCUUGAUUUUUUUUCCUGGCUGAGAAUCUGAGAUGAGUGAACACUUGGUGGUAUAUGUCGACCGACUGAUGCAGCCGGUUCCGUCACCUCCCGUUGAGUCAGAAACACCUGAGCCGUCUUGCAUCAUGGAGGAUAAUGCAGUUGAUAUCUACGAGAGAGAGGGAGAGGAAGAGGAGGAUCCACUGGUUUGGUGGGGGGAGUGUCGUAUUUGUCAGGAGGAGUCUGCUAUUAAGAAUCUUGAGAGUCCAUGUUCUUGCAAUGGAAGCCUAAAGUACGCUCACAGAAAAUGUGUUCAACGUUGGUGCAAUGAAAAGGGAAACACUAUAUGCGAGAUCUGUCAUCAGCCAUACCAAGCUGGAUAUACCUCUCCACCACCUCCACCCCAGUCUGAUGAAACUACUAUUGACAUUGGGGGAGGAUGGACAAUCUCAGGUCUGGAUUUAGACGAUCCAAACCUACUUGCAAUCGCAGAAGCUGAACGUCAGAUUCUAGAGUUGGAGUAUGAUGAUUAUACAGAACCAGAUACUACUCUAGCUGCAUUUUUCCGCAUAUCUGCUCUUAUUAUGAUGACUCUUCUAUUGCGAUACGCACUAACUAUACCAGAUUAUGCAGAUGGUGAAGAGGAGGAUCCUUCUUCAAUACUUUCUCUUUUCUUACUCCGAGCUGCUACUUUUCUUCUUCCUUGCUACAUAAUGGCAUCAGCUAUUAAUAUCUUGCAUCAGCGAAGACAAAGACAGGAAGCAGAGGCUUUAGCCACCCGGUUUGCCUUGGUGCUCAGUUCACGUCAACCUAGAGACAUGGUUAAUUAUUUGUCUAUGGAGCCUUGAUUUACACCACAAUUUAGGUACUUCAGUGAUUUCAUCAGGAAAAAAUUGGUGUGAAAGAGUAACUUGCAAUAAGUGAAAAGAAGAGAUGAUUUGUUGAAUCAAUCUCUAUUUCUUUCACUUGUUGCAGUGGAAUAACACUUUUCUAAUGAAAUUACCGAGUUAUAUGUGGUGUAAUGCAUCAUAAGAUCUACAUGAAGGUUCUUCUGAGUCGGCUUUCUCACAAGUUAAAGCAUGACGAAGGAGUGUCCAAAUUUAGUGCAUGGUUCUUUUAAAAAACUUAAUGAAUCUAAGAUAGAUUCGUGUCAUCCAAUGUAUGUAGAGUUUAGAGUUUCUGAUUUUGUGCAUUGUAUAAUCUGAAAGAUGUUUUGUUUAUUUUUAAACAUUGAGCUUUUCAAUGACAUUACAAGCAUUUCACUA